Molecule: messenger RNA, 645 nt
Organism: Brassica napus (rape)
Lineage: Eukaryota; Viridiplantae; Streptophyta; Magnoliopsida; Brassicales; Brassicaceae
Exons: 1
Coding region: 1-645 (214 amino acids)
Source: RefSeq, a predicted model, not a curated record
AUGCAUAAUGGGAAGCUAAAUACUUAUUCUUUCCUAUUUCAAGGACGGAAGAUCACUCUCCUUCCGACUCCUGAAGCAGACCAGCCAACAAAAAAUAACAAAUCUAGCCAACCAGCAAAGCAGGGUCUACUCAUUGUCUCCAAGACACAGUUCGAGAAAGAGAUCCAUGCACCAGUCCCGCUAUUUGCAUUGGUCGCGAUCGAAACCGCAAAGAAACAAGCGACACCAAUACCGCUGGCGUUUUCUUCUAUUUUACAAGAGUUUCAAGAUCUUUUUCCCGAGCUACCUGCUGGCCUACCUCCUCUUCGCGAUAUUCAACAUCACAUCGACCUGGUUCCUGACGCAGUUCUCCCGAACCGUGCUCAUUACCGCAUGAGUCCUGAAGAACACGAAGAGCUACGAAGACAAGUCGAAGAGCUUUUGUUGAAAGGUUAUGUUCGGGAAAGUCUUAGCCCAUGCACGGUCCCAGCUUUGUUGAUCCCAAAGAAAGAUCGUUCUUGGCGCAUGUGCGUGGACAAUCGAGCCGUCAAUAAAAUUACAACACGCUACAGAUUCCCAAUUCCCCGCUUGGACGACCUACACGAGUUUUGGUUUCUUAAUAAAAACUCGAUUCUGGAUUAUGAAGAAUAUGUCAGUGGAAAGUGA